This is a messenger RNA of Penicillium daleae, 2388 nucleotides long. RefSeq names its product putative actin binding protein. Gene Ontology annotation, biological process: regulation of actin filament polymerization. Gene Ontology annotation, molecular function: actin filament binding. Lineage: Eukaryota; Fungi; Ascomycota; Eurotiomycetes; Eurotiales; Aspergillaceae. The transcript has 4 exons. The record is from RefSeq and is a predicted model, not a curated record. Gene Ontology annotation, cellular component: plasma membrane; site of polarized growth; cortical actin cytoskeleton. The coding region runs from base 1 to 2388 and encodes 795 amino acids.
AUGGCAUCCCUGAAUCUCUCCACCAAUGGUCCGUCGAUAUCGAAAAGCUACCAGUCGGUUGUCAACGCAUCACUUCCGACUGGUAAUGCCGCAUCGCCAACCUAUGGCUACUGGGCGGUCUUCUCUGUUUCAACCCCUCUUGUCAAUGCCUUCCAACAAGAUGCCGGUAACAAGGAGAGUGUCUUGAAGGUCCAGAGCUCGGGAGAUGGUGAGCUGGAAGAUCUCAUCGAGGAAUUCUCCGAAGGUCGCGUGCAAUUUGCCUACGUGAAGGUGACAGACCCGAACACGGGGUUGCCUAAAAACGUUCUCAUCGCCUGGUGCGGCGAGGGUGUACCGGAACGGACGAAGGGAUAUUUCACCAGUCAUCUUGCCGCCAUCGCCAAAUUCCUACACGGGUACCAUGUCCAGAUCACAGCUCGGGCGGAUGGUGACCUUUCCCCAGCGGGAAUUGUUCAAAGAGUGGCUGACGCUUCGGGCGCCAAGUACUCCGCUGAAUCCCAGGCACCCGUGGCCACGACCACGUCCACUUCGACCGGUCCUCGACCCCCAGUUGCCAGUAAGCCAGUCUUCACCCCCACCCGAUCUGGUGGGAUUGCCUCGACCCCGAUCGCUCGCACCACUCCUUCUUCCUCCUCCGCCAAAUUAGAUGACGAUGGCUGGGGUCCCGAUGCUCCCCCUGUGACUCGCACGCAACUCGAGAAAGUCCAGCCCGCAUAUCAGCCCACUCGCGUGAAUCUGCAGCAAUUGAAGUCAGAAAAUCAAACUCCGGCCCGCCAGGCACCCCCGCCGGCAACCCAGGAUCGGGAUGAUGUAGUCCGAGGAGGAUACCAGCCCAUUGGCAAGGUCGACAUUGCGGCUAUUCGGAAACAAGCGGCUGAGUCUGGACAGCUGAAGGACGACCGACCUGCUCCGGUGAAAGGAUCGUAUGAGCCGAUUGGCAAGGUCGAUAUCGCGGCCAUUCGUGCACGAAUGCAGAAGCCCGAGGAAACUGCGGAUACGGAAGCUGCCCCCAGUCCGGCGCCUUUCAAUGAACCUACAACGUUGCCUGAGCGGCCGGCCUCGAACCAGGCUGCUGGGCGCCUCACAAAUCUUCCAAAGCCCAAGGUUGCCAACAAGUUUAGCUCUGGCCCAUCAUUCCCUGGCACGAAGCCACCUCUACCCGUCGGCAUGGGUUCCUCGACUGCCAACGCCCCUAUACAGAUUGGUAGUGCCAGUCGAACAUUCGCGGACCAAGGCGGCAAGACUCCUGCCCAGUUGUGGGCUGAGCGAAAGGCUAAGGAGCGCGGAGAGGCCGUUCCUGCGGUGGAAUCGACUCCGCAACCCAUUCAAAGCCAGACCAGUGGUCAGGGCGAGUGGAAGAGCUCCUACACCGGCAAGUCAUGGGCCACUGUUCAAACGGUUCAAGAUGCGUCUAGCUCGUCCCGCGCCGCGGAUGUCAAGGCCUCUGAACCUUCUGAGCCUCGAGAAGCCGAGACCGCACCGUCAUCACACGUCCAAGAUAUCCGUGGCCAGCUCGCUCACGACAUUGCGCCGCCGGUUCCUCAAACAAGUCGCCCGGUUCCCCUGCCUGGUUUGUCCUCUGAACCAACCGAGCCCGAGCCCGAGGCCGAGCAUGAAGAGCCCGAGCCCGUGGCUGAAGCUCAGCAGGUGCUGCCCACGCCGCCACCGCAGCCGCGCUCCCCAACUCCUCCCACCCCUCCUGUUCGCGAGAGCUCGCCUAUCCGCGUGGCAAUGCCCGUGGGUCGCGGUGUGGCCGAUGCCCACGAAGAACAGCACUCCCCACCCCCCGCCAUGCCCAUUCAGAGCCUUCAGGAGGCAGUUCCGGAUGAGAAGGACUUGGAGGACGAUACUCAUCACGAUCUUGGCCGGGCUGCUGCCGAGGCUAUCGUUGAGCCUACCGCUGGAGAACAAUCUGCCGGUGGUAUUCGAGCCAUUGUCCAAUUUGACUAUGAGAAAGCGGAAGAUAACGAAAUCGAGCUUCGCGAAGGAGAGCAUGUGACUGAGAUCGAAAUGGUUGAUAAGGAUUGGUGGCUAGGUGUCAACGUCCGUGGCGAACGGGGUCUUUUCCCUGGCAACUACGUUGAGAUCAUUGAAGGUGAUGACCAUGACGAUACAGCUGCCGCUCACCAUGUUCCCGAACCUGUGGCAGAGCCGGAGCCAGAGCCGGUGGCAGCCCCCGUCCAGGACGCAGCGGCAGCCAAUGGAGGAUCCCAUAACCCCACUGCAACCGCACUAUAUGACUAUGAGGCCGCGGAGGAUAACGAGCUCAGCUUCCCCGAGGGAGCGAAGAUUGUCAAUGUGGAAUUCCCCGACGACGACUGGUGGCUUGGAGAGUACCAUGGAGCCCGUGGACUCUUCCCGGCUAACUAUGUCGAGCUGGAUAAAUGA